This is a messenger RNA of Aspergillus mulundensis, 3834 nucleotides long. RefSeq names its product Paf1. Gene Ontology annotation, biological process: transcription elongation by RNA polymerase II. Gene Ontology annotation, molecular function: RNA polymerase II complex binding; chromatin binding. The coding region runs from base 1 to 3834 and encodes 1277 amino acids. The transcript has 8 exons. Lineage: Eukaryota; Fungi; Ascomycota; Eurotiomycetes; Eurotiales; Aspergillaceae. The record is from RefSeq and is a predicted model, not a curated record. Gene Ontology annotation, cellular component: Cdc73/Paf1 complex.
AUGGUUGGCAAGAAGUCUGGGAAGGCGCUCCUGCGAGAUGAGGGUCUCGAAAGGACGGAUAACAAUAUGGAUCUCUCCAGCUGGCCUGUGAUCCCCGCAAUCAACCAGAAAAACUACUACACUGACUAUCUCAAGCGCGACGAUCAGUACCUGGCGUUCAGACUACAAAAUGAAGAAAACCGGAAUCGGAUGGCCAAAAAGGCCAAAGACCGCGAUCGCGCUAUGGCGAUGGAAAAGACGAAUGACCUAGGGAUCCCAGAGCCGGAGGCAGACAUGGACGGUGAUACGAAUAUGGACGACGCCGAGGCAGCCGCUACGGAAGCGAUAGGGUCGAAGGUCGUCGUUAUCCAUGUCGGUAGCCAGAACUUGCGCAUUGGUUUAUCUAGCGAUGCACUGCCCAAAACUCUUCCUAUGGUGAUAGCGCGAAAGUCAACAACCAACGAGUCCGAAGACCAAGAGGAGCAUCGCCCGAAGAGGUUGAAGCUGGAUGAUGGCUCGGAGAUGGAGCCGGAGAAGAAAUUCGGCUCAGAGUUCUCAUCGCAAUACACAACUAUGAUGGCCGAUCUCAAGACGCACAUGCGACAGAACAAGCGCCGGACUUUGCCGAACUCCAAGGAAAUGGUGGUCAACUACAAUCGUCGAACCGUGCCGGAGACCAUCUCAGAGCACAAUGAUCCGAUGCGAGUUGAAUGGACCGAAAUUCCAGACCAUGCACCUGAGUACAUUGUGGGACAACCGGCUUUACGGAUACCGGACGAGUCAAACCCCCGUUAUAAACUUUACUGGCCGAUGAAGUAUGGUUGGUGUAACGAGCAGGACUAUGAUAACAAGAGACUUUUGUUCCUGGAUAUUUCGAUCAUUCUGGAGGAUGCAAUCAAGACCCAGUUAGGACUCACAAGCAAGAAGGAUUGGCCACAAUACUCUUGCGUAUUUGUUAUCCCGGACCUCUUCGACAAGGCAUAUGUCACCCAAAUUCUUGAGAUGCUCAUGAGGGAGUUCUCGUUCGCUCGGGUGUGCUUCAUACAGGAAAGCUUGGCGGCUACCUUUGGCGCUGGGUUCACAUCGGCCUGUGUCGUCGAUAUCGGCGCGCAAAAGACGUCAAUAUGCUGCGUGGAGGAAGGCAUGUGCGUGGAAAACUCGCGAGUAAACCUGAAAUACGGUGGAGCCGAUGUGACUGAGCUGUUUAUCAAGAUGAUGCUUUACGAUCACUUCCCGUAUGAAGAGAUCAACCUCUGGCGCAGGUAUGACUUUCUGCUGGCAGAAGAGUUGAAGAAGAACGUAUGCACAAUGAACGAGGCCAGUGUUUCAGUACAAGUUUUCGAUUUCCAUCUUCGUGUCGCUGGUCAAGACACUCGCAAGUACACGUUUAAGGCAUACGAUGAGGUGCAUCUCGCCCCAAUGGGUGUCUUUCAGCCGUCGUUGUUCGACAACUCGAUGAAGCUGAAUGGACGGAGAAAGCUGAUUGCUCGUUCUGUGGACAUCUACGACGGCCAACCGAAUGACCCAACAUCUGCCGCCCAGUCCGAGAUUCUAACAGCACUUGCUCCCGCGACCUCUGGCAACCAAGUCAAUGGCGAAGCGCAGACGAGCAUUCCAGAUGUACAAGCAACUCCUAGCCGCUCGCAACAGGUGAAUGCCCUGAGCCGUGUGCAGGAACAUGAGGCCACUCCUCGCUCGUCCGUUGCUGGCUCUCCUGGACCCGAGGGCACUCCGCAAGCUGGAGGCGCCCUCACUCCUGCACCCGGCGGACAGAGUCAGAACACAUCUCAACCCCGCGCGCCCACUGUUGAGGAACGGGAUGAUAUCCUUCCGUCGUUCCCGUUGGACAAGGCAAUCCUCACGUCGAUCAUGCAUGCUGCUCGAUCCGAUGAGCGCAAGAUGCGAGACUUCCUUGGAGGCAUCAUGGUAGUCGGUGGAGGCAGUCUGGUCAGCAAUUUCCAUCUGUUCCUGGAGGAACGCCUUCAGCUUCUUCAACCGGGCUUCGCCAAGGAGAUCAUGAUCGGCACGCCUCCUAGAGACCUUGAUCCACAAGUAGUUGUAUGGAAGGGCGCCAGUGUCUUCGGGAAGCUCAGUGGGACGAACGAUAGCUGGAUCAGCCAGCUAGAAUACGAUCGUCUUGGUCACCGUCUGCUGGCGUACAAGCGGUCAAACACUGCAGAAUGGCUCCUCUCACCCCCGCACUUUGCACUUGACUCGGUCAAACCUGCCGCUAAAACUACGGACGAGACUGUUAUACGGGACUUAGAAAUCCCUCCAAUUGACCUUCCAGCUCAGAUUUGCACUCCGCCUUGCUCCCAAACUCAACAGGUCGCUCCAAAAACCGACGCCGAAGACUGCGAAACCGAUAUGUCGAAGUCAAAGGACGGCGGCUCCUCUGGGGGCUUCCACCAGGAAUACAUAGCUUCUUUGCGCUACCGAAAUGACCUUCCUCCUCCUGAUAUGCCUCCAAAGUUCCUUGACAUCCCGCAUGAUGGCCUUGAGAGAUUCCUCACCCCUGGCUUUGCCUCUAACUUGGGGCGGCGCGAAGAGCUGAACAUCGACGUUGAUGCCGAAGGUGGUAUGCCAAUUGACUUAGUUGGUAUCCCAGGAUUGCAUUUAGGCGAUGAGAGUGCGAUAAUGGCGCCGGAAAACCCUGACCCAAUUGACCCCGCUGACCUACCGCUUCUUCUGACCCUCGAUCAAUUGAGAAAUCCGGCACCCAAAAACGCCAAUGUCAGUUUCCUGCGUCGCACUCAGUAUAUUUCCGCCGGCAUUCGCGCCCCCGAUGGUCCUAAGGUCAAUACACCUAUUCGCCCUAAACGCCUCGAUAAGAAGUCUCAGGAUGACCCUACAUAUAUCAAGAAAUACAUUAUGAAGGGAUUCGACAUUGCCUACCCGGACAGUAAACAUGUGGGCGAGGAUACGUCAAGCCAGAUCAAAGGACAUGCUCCGACGAAGCUUGAGGUGGACGCAUGGGCUCAGCCUGUGCAUCCCGAUAACCCAAAGCUAAAGCCCGUCGGUUACUACCCGCUUGUACCAGACCUACAAGGAUUUCCGGACCCUGGUGGGUUUGUGCAGUUCAAGUUCGAUAAAGCGCCCGUGCAAAGUCCCGGAGGCAAACGAGACGAGCGCAUGGACGUUGCGUUGUUACAACCGUCCGACCCAGAGGAGCGCAUUAUGCAGGAGUACGGCACGAAGAAAGCCUUGCAUAGGUCCAAUCCCAACCUGUACCCUGACCCUGGACCUGUUCCGUAUGAUUACAAUCUAUUCCUACCUGAGAAGAAGGACAAGGAGUCCGUGAAACGCAUCCGAGCAAACCUCCAAUUAUCAAAUCCCGACCGCGACGAUGAAAGCCUCUACACCCACGAGGGUGCCGACAAUACGAAGUUCCAUCGCUAUGACCGCCAACGGACCUACGCCACCAACUCCCAGACUCUCGGGAACGCCCAGAAACAGAUAGAUAUCGCACUAACACUCUACGACCCCGCGGAAGCAAAGAGCGGCGGGGCUCCACAGGCCCAGAAAGCUGCUUAUUACUACUCGAUUAUCUCGAAGACGCGCCUGAAGCCCGAGCGGUCACGAACUAUCGCCCAAGCGGGUCUCGCCCCUACGCAGCCCACGUCCAAGGAAGAUCAGGUUCACCAGAUGCAAGUCGUGGCUUGCGACCCGGAUGAGGCUGAGGCCUACAAACGCUCCACUUACCGCGGCCUCAUCGACCCCAAGUUCGCUAAGACGAUGCCUCCUCCCCCUGAGCCAGCUGAAGAGCCUGAGUCUCAGGAAGUCGACGAGGCGAACACCGGUUCACAACCCCAAGUAGACGAGGACGAUGAUGCGGAUAGAAUGAGCGACGAGUAA